This is a messenger RNA of Coprinopsis cinerea okayama7#130, 1806 nucleotides long. Its product is annotated as cytochrome P450 monooxygenase pc-1. Bases 1 to 1806 code for a protein of 601 amino acids. The record is from RefSeq and is a predicted model, not a curated record. Gene Ontology annotation, molecular function: heme binding; monooxygenase activity; iron ion binding. The transcript is spliced from 14 exons. Lineage: Eukaryota; Fungi; Basidiomycota; Agaricomycetes; Agaricales; Psathyrellaceae.
AUGGCGCCGCCUGGUGUUCUCUUCGUCGCCGAACGCGCACCUUCAAUCGUCUUGCCCCCUCUCCUUGCGUAUGGCGCGCUUCACGCUCUCCAACGCUUCGAUCUGGUUUCUCUUCCGACUUGGGCAGUUGUAACAUUUAUCACUCUCGCAAAACCUCUGCAUUAUAUCGUUUCGGUACAUUGCCAGAGGCUUCGCAACUGGAAUGAAGCGAGAAAGCGGGCCGCGCGGCUGGCUCCUCGUGUUGAGGAGGCUUGGUACUCAAUCGGAGGCCUGUCUCUCAUUUCUCAGAUGGGCGAGAGCUUCGUUAACGGAUAUUUCUUCGAUAUCAUGCAAUCGUGGGCGCAGAAAUACGGUUACACAUACGAGGUACCAUUCCUCUCGGAGGUUCAGAUGUGGACGAUGGAACCGGAACAUGUAAAGGCGAUGCUGGCGACUCAGUUCCAAAACUUUGAGAAAGGCGACUUCCGCAAAAUCAUGCACUCGUUCUUAGGUACUGGAGUGUUCAACUCUGAUGGUGAGAUGUGGAAGUUCCAUCGCGGAAUUACCCGACCCUUCUUCAGCAGAGAUAGAAUCAGCGAUUUCGACAUCUUCGACGCACACGCUACAGAUGCGCUGGAGAGAGGCAAAGCUCGACUCGCAGAGGGACAUCCCAUUGACUUCCAGGACUUGGUCGCUCGCUUCACCCUCGACUCGGCGGCCAAAUUCUUGUUUGGCGCGGAACUGGGCAGUCUCUCAGCCAGUGUCCCCUACCCUCCGAACUCAGGCCUGCCCAACCCUACCUCGUUCACGCUCCAUCCAUCCAACACUUUUGUCAACGCGUUCUUCAAUGGUCUGAACGAGGUUGCAAUGCGUAGCGUCAUCGGCGAGGAGUGGCCUUUGCGCGAGUUCUCAAAGGACCUCGUCAAGCCCUACCGAGACAUUGUCGAUCAGAUCAUCGAACCUAUGGUCGAUGCGGCCCUUCAAGCAGCUCACAGUGAUACAUCAGAGAAGGAGAAGAGUGGACGUGAUGAACCGACCACGCUCUUGCAGCAAUUGGUCUCUCAAACGAAGGAUAAGGGUAUUAUCAUGGACGAGCUUCUCAAUUUGUUCGUCGCCGGACGCGACACGACUGCUUGUACUCUAACAUUCUCGGUGUACAUGCUCGCUGAGCAUCCCGCUGUAGUUGAACGUCUACGUGCCGAGGUACUCAACAAGGUCGGAGAAAAAGGCAGGCCGUCCUACGAUGACAUCCGUGACAUGAAGUAUCUACGGGCUUUCAUCAAUGAGGUCCUCCGACUUUACCCUCCCGUCCCUAUCAACAAUCGACAGGCCAUUAACGACACGUUGUUCACAACAAAGGACGGCGCCCAGCCAAUCUUCGUUCCUGCGAAGACACAAGUUAUCUAUUCCGUUGUGGACAUGCAGCGCCGAAAGGAUCUUUGGGGGCCUGACGGUACGACCCACCAUAGGCUGCAGCUCCGGAUACCAUCUGACCACUCUUCAGCCGACGAGUUUGAUCCGGACCGUUUCCUCGACGAGCGACUUCAUCGAUAUCUGAUCCCCAAUCCAUUCAUCUUUUCACCUUUCAACGCCGGUCCUCGUAUCUGUCUAGGUCAACAGUUCGCCUACAACGAAGUAUCGUUCUUCCUUAUUCGACUCCUUCAGCAAUUUUCGAAGUUCAGUCUCGCCCUGGAUGCUCAACCGGCUGAUUCGCUUCCUCCGGCUGCCUGGAAGGGAAAGGAGGGUCUCCAGGCCAAGGAGAAGAUUUGGCCUGGUGUCAAUUUGACUCUAUUUGUCAAGGGUGGAUUAUGGGUCCGUAUGGAAUGA